AUGAACCAAGUUAAUACUGAUGGAUAUCGCCUCUGGGACUUGAGCGCGGACCCGGCAGCACAUGAACAACAUUUGAGUCUUGCUGAAGCGAUCAGGCUUUAUGGAAAGAGGGAACCGGUUGUAAAGGAUCCAAGCGGGGGCCAAUGUUUACAUUGUGGGAGCGUGGGGCAUCAGACAAGAUUCUGCAGCAAUGGCGGGGGCUCUGGGCGAAAGGACAGUGCGGGCAAUGUGUGGGUGGUUGGUUGUAAGCUGAGGUGUUUUUCCUGUGGGCAGUGGACUAAAACACAUAGCGCCAGCACGUGUCCAUUUACUCAUCCUGAUGCAAGAGGAAUUGCUAAGCGGGGGCAGCCGAGCAAGUGUUGGAACUGUGGCAAAACUGGGCACAAAGCAAACUUUUGCAAUGCCCCGCGCUAUAAGGAUGUCCACAAUGAAACGCUGCAAACUCGGCAGGAUGUCGAGAAUAAAGCCAAACCGGGGGCUUCGAGAUCAAUGUGGGACGAGCCGGAUAGUGAUGAUGACGAUAAAGCCAAAGCGGGGGCUUCACGAUCAAUGUGGGACGAGACGGAUAGCGAUGAUGAUGACGAUAUUGGAUUGGAUUAA
Molecule: messenger RNA, 600 nt
Organism: Meloidogyne enterolobii
Lineage: Eukaryota; Metazoa; Nematoda; Chromadorea; Rhabditida; Meloidogynidae
Source: the annotation of a GenBank genome assembly